GACCCAUCACACAAUGUUUCCUUGAUUGUUUUUCUGUAAAUUAUUUAGUGUUGUUAUUUUAUAUUUUUGUUGAAGUCUUUAUUUUUAAAAUAAUAUUCUUAAACCAUGAAGUUUCUAUUAAUCUUAGCUUUCAAAGUGUUGUUUUAUCUACACGUCGAUUGUGUUGUUUCAAGUGAAUCCGUUAUUUUCGUAAACUUGCUGUGGAGGCACGGGGAGAGGACUCCAGUAAGCUUUCACUACAGCAGCCCUUACCAUGACAAGAAGUACUGGCCUGAGGGACUGGGGCAGCUUACAAACACAGGCAAGAGGCAGCAGUACGAGCUAGGCCGGUGGCUGAGACAGCGCUACGACCACCUUCUUACAGACCAGUACAGCCCAGACCUGGUGCGUGUCCACAGCACUGAUGUGGACAGGACCCUCAUGAGUGCCCAGGCCAACAUGGCGGGUAUGUUUCCUCCCAAGGGUCGUCAGGUGUGGGAGACGAGUCUUCCCUGGCAGCCUGUCCCCAUACACACUGCACCCGAGGAUGUAGACAGGAAAAGUUCUGCUGGGGACGGAGGCGUGAUUGACUUAACGUAUAUCCACGAUACCUGGGAUUCGCUGACUAUUGAGAAGAGAAAUGGCUAUUCCUUACCAAAGUGGGCUGAGCCCAUUAUGCCACGAUUGCACGAGAUUGGAAAGUACAGAUUUCUCAUUGAAACUUGCACGAAGAAACUAGGCCGUCUUAAGUCAGGUUUACUCAUCGAAGAGAUUGUAGAAAACCUGAGGAACAGGACGGAACAGCUGAGCAGUAGAGUGGCCAACAUCUACUCUGGUCAUGACACGACUAUCGCCAACCUCCUACAUACCCUGGGGGUGUACGACGGAGAGGUGCCUCCCCUGGCCUCCUGUGUGAUGGUGGAGCUCAGGCAGAACCACGGCCGACACUUUGUCACGAUUUUCUACCGCAACUCCACCACCGAGGACCCCCAUCUUCUGACACUUCCUGGAUGUGCUCCUGCUUGUCCCUUGGACAGGUUCUUCUCCCUCACCAAGCCAUUGAUACCUGAGGACUGGGACAAAGAAUGUCAGGAGUCGUAGAACAUCCACCUGGUGGUCAUGUAUGCCACUAAUGAGUUAAAUACUUAAAUAGGUAAAAUAAGUUACCUUAGUUAAAUUGCCCUUUUCAAAUACACUGACAGAGUAAAUUGUUCUAACGAUUCAAACGAAUCUUGUUAUUUUAUAGAUUUUAAAUGCUUAUUCAAUUUGUAUCAUUUUGAAAAGUAACAAUUUUUCAUAAUGUGCAUUUUUUCUAAUAAAAAAAACUCACAGGUUUUGUGUAACGUAAAAAGUUAAUUUUUACUAACUAAAUUAUUUACUGAACUUUACAGGGUUUACUUAUUUUGUAAUUAUCUGGUUCAUUGAGAAAGGUUGUACUUGUUCAAAACUUAGGAAUGUAAUUGUAGCAUAUCACAGUUACACCAAUUAUGUUAGUGCGAUAAUUCAUAAUUAUCAUUGGAAAAUAAAUAUAUU
Messenger RNA from Macrosteles quadrilineatus (aster leafhopper), 1512 nucleotides. Its product is annotated as prostatic acid phosphatase-like. The record is from RefSeq and is a predicted model, not a curated record. Lineage: Eukaryota; Metazoa; Arthropoda; Insecta; Hemiptera; Cicadellidae. The transcript is spliced from 7 exons. Gene Ontology annotation, molecular function: phosphatase activity. Bases 106 to 1080 code for a protein of 324 amino acids. Gene Ontology annotation, biological process: dephosphorylation.